AUAAGCUGUCCUAUUACACACAUAUGUUGAAAGCUUACAAAGAAAGUUUUAAUUUAAUUAUUUUUUCAUAUGUUACAUUAUAUUAUUCAAUUCUUUUAAACACUUGGCAACCCCGACCCUCGACGAGCUUGUGGCUGCAGCCAUAGCAGCCAGAUUCAGCUUGGUCAACAAAGCGGACUGUUAGCAAGCUAACAGUUAUCCCGUGUAACGUUACAUCUUUUUGCAAAAAAAAAAAAGAAACGGUCUAAAAUUUAGUGUAAAACAUUCACCGGGACGUCUUUGAAACAGUAUGUAUAACGUUAGUUAUUGUAUGAUUCGAUUUUCCAUCUAAAGACAGAAUAAUGUAAUUCAGUUUUCAUGAAUCGUACAGUAGUUAGCUAACUGGUUAGCCUUCAGUGCGGGUGCAUUGAUUCGGGUAACGUUAGUGAGUAAAAUGAAACUAAACUCUAUGGUCAGUUUUGUAAGUGAUAAUUAAACAAUGUAACAUAGUUGUCAUCUUUAGUUUAUUCUUUCCUUAUUCUCUGCUAGAAUGAUAAAAUAAGAUGUCUUUACUCAAAUCACAAGAUAGGCAUAUAAAAGACUGAUAGCAGAUAACGGGUUGAUUAAAACACAAAGGAAAUACAUUAGUCAGGAACUUUAGUAAUGUUGGAACUGUCAUGAAAUAAUAAAUCCCAUUUCAAACACUUCGGGUGAAAUGUUCAAUCUGAUGGCGAACUGUUGCAACUGGUUGAAACGAUGGAAAGAACCUGCAAGGAAAGUGACUUUAGUAAUGGUUGGACUGGACAAUGCUGGAAAAACCGCUACAGUCAGAGGAAUCCAGGGAGAAAGUCCUUUAGAUGUAGCCCCUACAGUGGGCUUCUCAAAGGUGGACCUGAAGCAGGGGAAGUUUGAGGUCACAAUCUUCGACUUGGGUGGCGGUAAACGUAUCCGUGGCAUUUGGAAAAACUACUACUCUGAGUCUUAUGGGGUAGUGUUUGUUGUGGACUCCAGUGAUGUCCAGAGAAUCCAAGAAACCAGAGACACAAUGGCUGAGGUUCUCCGGCACCCUCGUAUUGCAGGCAAACCUGUAUUAGUACUGGCUAAUAAACAGGACCAAGAUGGGGCAUUGGCUGAAGCAGAUAUCAUCGAGACCCUGUCAUUAGAGAAGAUUGUCAACGAGAAUAAAUGCCUCUGUCAGAUUGAGCCCUGUUCUGCUGUGCUGGGUUAUGGUAAGAAGGUUGACAAAUCCAUCAAGAAUGGCCUUAACUGGCUCCUGAAUAACAUUGCCAAGGACUACGAGGCAAUUUCAGAGCGUGUGCAAAGAGAUACAGCAGAGCAGAAGGCUCAGGAAGAACAAGACAAGAAGGAAAGAGCAGAAAGAGUUCGGCGGAUCAGAGAGGAGAGAGACAGACAGGAGCGAGAGGAGGCUGAGCGAGAAGGAAGGACACUGAAAGAGGAUGAGGUAGAUGAUGUCAACAUGCCCAACCCAUUCCAGCCAAUAAACAAUGUUCUUACUGAGGUAUGCGCUAGCCCACGUCCGGCCCCGCUGCCUGCUUUUCCCCCUGCCUCAAGUGUUGGAACGAAUCAGGGAAACCGAAUGCUCAGUGCUUCUUGUGGCUCCGCUCUGGACAACCCAAGCUUGGUUCCCAGUCCUGAUGCAGCUGACGAGCACUGCCACUUGGCCAAUACAGUUGAGGAAAAAGCUGUGGUCCCGCAAACCUCCCAGACUCCCAAUAGUGCCGUCUACUAG
Molecule: messenger RNA, 1729 nt
Organism: Pimephales promelas (fathead minnow)
Lineage: Eukaryota; Metazoa; Chordata; Actinopteri; Cypriniformes; Leuciscidae
Source: RefSeq, a predicted model, not a curated record